This is a messenger RNA of Myotis myotis, 1658 nucleotides long. RefSeq names its product microfibril associated protein 4 (gene MFAP4). The coding region runs from base 72 to 842 and encodes 256 amino acids. The transcript has 6 exons. The record is from RefSeq and is a predicted model, not a curated record. Gene Ontology annotation, biological process: elastic fiber assembly. NCBI's taxonomy places the organism in Eukaryota, Metazoa, Chordata, Mammalia, Chiroptera, Vespertilionidae.
CCAGCACAUAACUCGGCGCGGUCGCCGUCUGGGGCAGCAGACACCCAGCCACUCCGAGCUGAACUGGCAGCAUGAAGGCCCUCCUGGCCCUGCCGCUGCUACUGCUGCUGCUCCCCACUCCCCACUGUGCCCCCCAGGCCCCCUUGAUCCGAGGAGAUGCUCUGGAGAAGUCCUGCCUUCAGCAACCCCUGGACUGCGACGACAUCUACAGCCAGGGCUACCAGACCGACGGCGUGUACCUCAUCUACCCCGAGGGGCCCAGCGUGCCGGUGCCCGUCUUCUGCGACAUGACCACUGAGGGCGGGAAGUGGACGGUUUUCCAGAAGCGAUUCAAUGGCUCAGUGAGUUUCUUCCGGGGCUGGAACGACUACAAGCUGGGCUUCGGCCGUGCAGAUGGGGAGUACUGGCUGGGGCUGCAGAACCUGCACCUCCUCACGCUGAAGCAGAAGUACGAGCUGCGAGUGGACCUGGAAGACUUUGAGAACAACACGGCCUAUGCCAAGUACGCCGACUUCUCCAUUGCGCCCAACGCAGUCAGCGCCGAGGAGGACGGCUACUCCCUCUAUGUGGCAGGCUUCGAGGAUGGCGGGGCAGGCGACUCCCUGUCUUACCACAGCGGCCAGAAGUUCUCCACCUUCGACCGUGAUCAGGACCUCUUCCUGCAGAACUGCGCUGCCCUCUCCUCAGGAGCCUUCUGGUUCCGAAGCUGCCACUUCGCCAACCUCAAUGGCUUCUACCUGGGUGGCCCCCAUCUCUCCUACGCCAACGGCAUCAACUGGGCCCAGUGGAAGGGCUUCUACUACUCCCUCAAGCGCACGGAGAUGAAAAUACGCCGGGCCUGAGCCCUGGCCCCAAGCCCCGGCUCCUGGCUGCUGGCCUCCAGGAGCGCUCCCCUUGCUGGGCUUGCGCCCCCUGCACCCCUCCCCCAGUCAGCUCUGCUUCUCACGGGGCUUUAUGGCUCUAGACCCAGCUCACCUUCACACCAGGCGUCCACCCGAGCCAGGCCUCUCGCCCUCCACCUGAGGCAAAGCUGCCAGCCAGUUCCCAGGCCUCCUCUGCCCCCGCCCAACACCGAGCCAGGAGCUGCUCGCCCCGGCGGCAGGCUGGUGUUCCCCUUCGCCAGCCUCCUUCCCGCGGCUCAGCUGCCGGGCGCGCCUGGCGUGAUCCGCACCCAGAGGACGCCAGGCCCCCUGCGUGGCCGCCAUCACACACCCUAGCAACCCCCCUGGCUGUUCUGAGCGUCUCACCCUUCGCUGCCUCCCACCAACUCCUUCUCUAGUGGUGAGCACCGUGGGCCCCUCGCCCUACCUAUCACCUCAGUGUCUCUGCUUCCUGUCCCAGGCCCCCAAGGUGUAUUUCACCACAGCUCCUGCACGCACCCCAAACAGCCACAACCCGAGCACAGGCUGCGGUGGGAGGCUGGAAGCAGGCGGGGGAGGUCUCAGCCUCAGGACGGGCGAGUGGGCUGUGGCGGUUGUAUGUGCAACUGCAUCUGUUGGCUCCCAACGUGGGGCCUGGCUCCUCCUUCCCCUUCCUAACAGCACCCGCCCUCCACUCCAAAGACACGCGGAGUUAGCACCAGAGGGAAACUUCUAUUUCACAGGCCUCAUUUUUAUGGCAAAGAGAACGACUAAUAAAAUUACAUAAUAAAAAUAGAA